AUGUUGGACGGCUACCAACUCCUCUUAAAAGCACAGUGCUCGGAAUCGCUAGACUUGCUAGGACUGUCACAAGCAGAGAUAUUGAUUAUCAUCGAAAACGAAAGACGAUAUGAUGUGAAAACUCGUCUCUGCGAGAGGAUUGCUUUUUUAAUUUACCAAGACUCGAACUUUGGACGUUUACCGCACAACUCUUCGGAAGUUUUCGCGUCCAUCAACAGAUUAUGUAAAUCAAUGCCAACUGGUUUUUCAUUUGAAGGUAGAUAUUCAAAUUAUGAUCCUGAAACAUUUGUCGGGCCGUCCACCACGAGUGAUACACUUCAAAAUUUCCCAAAUCAUUCUCUUGAGCGGAUUUUAUGUGCGACGCUUCUAUCAACCUCAGAAGAAGACCUUCCUUCUCUUCUUGACUCAAUUUUCUCUCAGAAAUAUCCAACAACUGCGACUCUAACCCAGAAGCUUCUGGAUAAUGAUGAACGAUUUCUUACAUGUACACUUGCACUUUUACCUCUCAUUGAGACUUUACCAACAAGUUCAAUAUUCCAUCCCGUGUCUGUGUUUCUCGAGGCCAUGCAUCUCAUAAGCUACGAUUGUGAAGUAGUAAUUGACUGGUUGAAUUCUGAAUUGGCAUCUUCUUCACUGAUUCUACGAAUUCUAAAAUCAAAUUGCCAUGACAAAAACAGAAACUGCUGGAUGAGUUAUUCCCCGAUAAUCAAUGAAGCAGCUCUCUCCGAUAUCCAGCGAAAACAAAUUUCUCCUCUGAUAAAAGCUGCACCAUCGAUACAGUACCCUAAAGUCACGCUUAAAAUCACUGAAAUCGUGGGAGAUCAAGAAAUGACAAAAACGAUGAAAUUCCAAGGAUCUGAAAGUAAACGCAUGUGUUCACACAAACAUCCAACAAUUUUAAAGAAUACUGGAAGUUUUGGAAAAUGGGUUAACAUGGUUGUGGAAGUACGUGAGCGAUUGAGGAGACUGCUUUCAGCAAAAUUACUUCCAAAGAAGUUUGAUAUAAUUCUAAAGUGGUGUGAUAAGUUCUGGGAUAUUUAUGUAAAAUAAAGAUUUCUUUU
This is a messenger RNA of Caenorhabditis elegans, 1061 nucleotides long. Its product is annotated as ELYS domain-containing protein. The transcript is spliced from 6 exons. NCBI's taxonomy places the organism in Eukaryota, Metazoa, Nematoda, Chromadorea, Rhabditida, Rhabditidae. The record is from RefSeq and is marked reviewed. Bases 1 to 1050 code for a protein of 349 amino acids.